Nerophis ophidion (straightnose pipefish) is the source of this 3424-nucleotide messenger RNA. RefSeq names its product magnesium transporter NIPA2-like. Gene Ontology annotation, molecular function: magnesium ion transmembrane transporter activity. NCBI's taxonomy places the organism in Eukaryota, Metazoa, Chordata, Actinopteri, Syngnathiformes, Syngnathidae. The transcript is spliced from 9 exons. Gene Ontology annotation, cellular component: membrane. Gene Ontology annotation, biological process: magnesium ion transport. The coding region runs from base 25 to 1266 and encodes 413 amino acids. The record is from RefSeq and is a predicted model, not a curated record.
CGUGAACGAUGCUUUUUACUGAUAAUGACCGUCAAGUUGCUUAAAGGAAGACGAUCUUUCAGGUCUUUUUGUGUGCUGACAUUGUUAGCGACUUUACGGGUGGGGUCACGUGAUCUGUUGUGUCAACACGAGGGCCGCCGCCCUGCAGGCGUUCCCGCCGGCGGCGUCCACGGCCAGUGGGCGGGGCUAACGCUGGCCCUGCUCUCCGCCAUCCUGAUAGGCGGAAGUGUCAUCCUGAAGAAGAAAGCUCUCCUGCGAUUGGCCAACAGGGGGCAAACGAGAGCAGGUGAAGGAGGUCAUGGCUACCUGAAGGACUGCUUGUGGUGGAGCGGCCUGCUGACCAUGGGCGCCGGGGAGGCCUGUAACUUUGCGGCCUACAUGUUCGCUGCAGCCACGCUGGUGACGCCAUUGGGCGCCCUGAGCGUUCUUGUCAGCGCACUAUUUUCCUGCUUCCUGUUGGGGGAGGAGUUAAGCGUGCUAGGGAAGCUGGGCUGUCUACUUUGUGUGCUGGGAAGCAUCCUGCUCGUCAUCCACGCCCCUCAGGAACAGGAAGUGACAUCACUGCAGGAAAUGAGCGCCAUGCUGCUGCAGCCCGGUUUCGUGGCGUUCAUGACGUCCGUGUCGCUGCUCUGCGGCGGCCUUGUCGGCGUCUCGUGGUUGGCGCCCGGCGUGGCGCGCUCCAGCGUUGUGCUGUACGUCGCCAUCUGCUCGCUGCUGGGAGCCUUCACCGUGUCCUCCAUCAAGGGCCUCGCCAUCGCCAUCCGCAGCGCCGUCCAUGACGUGGCCGCACUGUCUCAUCCUCUCACCUGGAUCCUGCUGCCCGUCCUCCUCGUCUCCAUAGUAACGCAGGUGCACUACCUGAACAAGUCUCUGGACACCUUCGACACGCAGCUGGUCUACCCCGUCUACUACGUCCUCUUCACCUCCGUCGUCCUGUGCACCUCCGUCGUCCUCUUCCGGGAGUGGAACAACAUGGCGGCCGUGGACGUCGUCACGACCAUCGGCGCCUUCCUGAUCAUGGUGGUGGGCGUGGUCAUGCUCCAGUUAUUCAAAGAGACGCAGAUCACCAUGACGACGCUGACCAAUCAGCCGGCUCAGCCUGUGGAGAGGGAGGAGCUUGCGGACGCAGUUGCGGACAAUCCGGGAGGAGCACGAGGAGGAGGCGGGGCUACCAAAGAGGAUAAAUACACACUAGUGGACAACAUGGUGGUCGACAGUCGCCCCCCGGUGGCCAGUGAAGGACCGACAGUCUUCAUCAUCAGCUGACACUUUCGACCUCACAUGUUCUACAUAAUCAUGUACAAUUAUAUUUUAAAAACAUUUUGUCCCAUUUGAAAAUGGUCUUUGAUAAAAUGACAACUUUCUGUUAGCCUGUGUAUUAGUUAGCACGUUAGCUUGUGUUGGUUAGCAUGUUAGCCCGUGUGCCAGUUAGCAUGUUAGCCCAGUUGUCAGUUAGCAUGUAAGCCCAUGUGUCGGUUAGCAUUUCAGCCUGCGUGUUAGUUAGCGUGUUAGCCCGUGUAUUAGUUAGCGUGUUAACCCGUGUGUCAAUUAGCAUUUUAGCCUGCGUGUUAGUUAGCGUGUUACCCCCUUUGUUAGGCGUGUUAGCCCGUGUGUCAGUUGUCAUGUUAGCCUGCGUGUUAGUUAGCAUGUUAGCUUGUGUGUCAGUUAGUAUGUUAGCCUGCGUGUCAGUUAGCAUGUUAGCCUUUGUGUUAGUGUGUUAGCCCGUGGGUUAGGCGUGUUAGCCUGUGUGUCAGUUAGCGUGUUAGCCCCUUUUUCAGUAAACAUGUUAACCUGCAUGUCAGUUAGCGUGUUAACUUGCGUGUUAGUUAACAUGUUAGCCUGCGUGUAAGUUAGCAUGUUAGCCUGCGUGUUAGUUAGCAUGUCAGCUUGUGUGUCAGUUAGUGUGUUAGACCGUGCAGUUAGCAUGUUAACCUGCGUGUCAGUCAUCAUGUUAGCCUGCGUGUCAGUUAGCAUGUUAACAUGCGUGUUAGUUAGCGUGUUAGCCUGCGUGUCAGUUAGCAUGUUAGCCUGCAUGUCAGUUAGCAUUUUAGCCUUCGUGUUAGUUAGUGUGUUAGCCCUUGGGUUAGGCGUGUUAGCCCGUGUGUCAGUUAGUGUGUUAGCCCGUGUUUCAGUUAGCAUGCUAGCCUGCAUGUUAGUUAGUAUGUUAGCCUGUGUGUUAGUUAGCAUGUUAGUUUGUGGGUUAAUUAACGUGUUAGCCCGUGUGUCAGAUAGCAUGUUAGCCUGCGUGUCAGUCAGCAUUUUAGCCUGCGUGUUAGUUAGCAUACUAGCCUGUGUGUCAGUUAGCGUGUUAGCCCGUGUCAGUUUGCAUGUUAACCUGCGUGUCAGUCAGCAUGUUAGCCUGCGUGUCAGUUAGCGUGUUAGCCUGCGUGUCAGUUAGCAUGUUAGCCUGCGUGUCAGUUAGCACGCUAGCCUGCGUGUCAGUCAGCAUUUUAACCUGCAUGUCAGUUAGCAUGUUAGCCUUCGUGUUAGUUAGCAUGCUAGCCUGUGUGUCAGUUAGCGUGUUACCCCGUGUCAGUUAGCAUGCUAACCUGCGUGUCAGUCAGCAUCUUAGCCUGCGUGUCCGUUAGCGUGUCAGUUGGCAUGUUAGCCCGCAUGUCAGUUAGCGUGCUAGCCUGUGUCAGUCCCCAUGUUAGCCUGCGUGUCAGUUAGCGUGUUAGCCUGCAUGUCAGUUAGCAUGUUAGCCUGUAUGUCAGUUAGCGUGUUAACCUGCGUGUUAGUUAGCGCAUUAGCAAAGGAACACGAUGCUGUUACUUGAAACAUCUUUAUUAGCAUUUGUAAACAAGCACGUUCAUGUGAACAUUUAUUCCAGGUAGCACAAAUAUGAACAAGCUGGUGGUGAAUUAUUCCAAUCAGUAUGCUAAUUAACUAGGCUGACCAUAGGUCCUCUUUUCAUGUCCUCUUUUGCGGGGGGUGUCCGGGCGUUUUUUUUUUUUAAAUGCCUCAAUUGUCCGGCAUUUUGAAUUAGGGUUGCGUGUAUUUUCAAUGUACGUCCAGGGUUAAGUUACCGUAUAUAUGUUACUCGAGUUGGUGAAUUCUAGCUGUAAAUAUUGUAGCGCCUGGCUACGGGGUGUUAGCCAAUGGCUUUGGCUGGGGGGCGGGACUUCCGGGGAGGAUAGGGAAGUGACGCUAUUGACAGGAAGUGUUGGUUCGAGUUUUGCCGGGAAAGGUCCUAUUUUUGUUUUAAAUGUUGACUCUGCAUUAUUUUUUUUAUUUUAUUUUUACAGAAGCUUAAAAUAAUUGGCUCAGAAAUGCUACCUCUGUUUUUGUUGUUUUAACUGAUUUGAGAAAUACCUAUGGUGUAUUCUCUGAGAACAUCUGUUUUUGUUUCAAAUGUUUUAAGGCAUUAUUUAUAUUUUUUUACAUUAAAAGGGUCCACUAGACUGAGAAGAGACAUUUUAAAGAA